This is a messenger RNA of Nerophis lumbriciformis (worm pipefish), 1428 nucleotides long. NCBI's taxonomy places the organism in Eukaryota, Metazoa, Chordata, Actinopteri, Syngnathiformes, Syngnathidae. The record is from RefSeq and is a predicted model, not a curated record.
AUGUGGAGAAUGACUCUGGAGGCGUCGGGCGUUCUCCUGCUAGCAUUCUUGUUGGGGAAUCUAGCUUUAGCUUGGUUUCAGAACGACAAGCGCGACACGACCGCCGACGAGCAGAGCUGCUUUUGCCAUCUGACAGGCGUGCUGGACGACUGCUUCUGCGAUGUGGAGAGCAUAGACGUCUUCAACAACUUCAAGAUAUACCCUCGCAUUAAGAAGCUAACCGAGAGGGACUACUUCCGCUACUACAAGGUCAACCUGAAGCGAGAGUGUCCCUUCUGGCCGGACGACGGCCACUGCGCCAUCAGGGACUGCCACGUGGAGCCCUGUCCAGAGAGUCGGGUACCCGCGGGCAUCAAAUCGGGCAAUUAUAACAAGUAUUCGCAGGCCGCCAACCAGCCCGGUGAUGCCGGAGAGUGUCAGCAGGCGCAAGAGUUGGGAGCCAUCAACAGCACGCUCAGCAAUCAGAGCAAAGAGGCGUUUGCUGACUGGGCCAGACACGACGACGCUCAGGAUCAUUUCUGCGAGCUGGAUGACGAGUCGUCGCCGGACGCCGAGUACGUGGACCUGCAGCUGAACCCGGAACGCUACACGGGAUACAAAGGUCCUUCGGCGUGGAGGGUCUGGAACAGCAUCUACGAGGAAAACUGUUUCAAGCCCAGGUCCGUCUACCGACCUUUGAAUCCUUUGGCCCCCAGCAGAGGCGAUGACGGUGAGAGCUUCUACAACUGGCUGGAAGGUUUGUGUUUGGAGAAGCGGGUCUUCUAUCGUCUCAUCUCGGGCCUCCACAGCAGCAUCAACAUCCACCUGUGCGCCGAGUACCUGCUGGACGAGGGCUGGGGCCGACCGGCCUGGGGCCCCAACGUGGAGGAGUUCCGCUCUCGUUUCGACACGGCCGAGACCAAGGGCGAGGGAGCGCGGCGCCUGAAGAACUUGUACUUCCUCUACCUGAUGGAGCUGCGCGCCCUCUACAAAGUGGCGGCCUACUUCGAGCGUGCCGUGGUGGACCUGUACACGGGCAACGGGCGCGAGGACGCCGACACCAAAGAGCUGUUGCUGCAAGUCUUCCACGAGAUCAAAAUGUUCCCCAUGCACUUUGACGAGAAGUCCAUGUUCGCCGGACACGAGAAGGAAGCACAAAGCCUCAAGGAAGAAUUCCGUCUUCACUUCAAGAACAUUUCCAGGAUCAUGGAUUGCGUGGGCUGCAGCAAAUGUCGACUCUGGGGGAAGCUACAGACGCAGGGGCUGGGCACGGCGCUGAAGAUCUUGUUCUCGGAGAAGCAGAUUAAGAAGCUUCCGGAACAUUCUCCCUCCAAAGGCUUCCAGCUGACGCGCCAGGAAGUGGUGGCCUUGAUCAACGGCUUCGCUCGGUUAUCCACCAGCAUCCAUCAGCUGCACAACUUCCGCCUACUGCUCAAAGAGCGCACGUGA